AUGAUUUUGAAUAAGAUCAAAGGCACACCGAAUGAUUCCGGGCCUGCCAUUUUCAGUCAACUUAUUAAAGCCGAAGAACUCGCCUUUCUUGAGAAAGACGACGGAGUUGCAUCCCUACAAAUCAUCGGAAAAGGUGGGUGUGGAGAAGUAUACAAGUGCGAAUUGCCAGAAAGCAAAGUCAAAACAAUUGCCAUUAAGAAGAUCAUACAACCUCCAAAGGAUGCCACAGAGCUCGCCGAAGAAGACACAAAGCUUCUCAACAAGAAAAUGCGACAAAUCAAAUCAGAAAUCCAAACCGUCGGCCAAAUCAGACACCGGAAUUUACUUCCAUUAUUAGCUCAUGUUUCCCGGCCAAAUUGUCACUACCUAGUGUACGAGUUCAUGAAGAACGGCAGUUUACAAGACAUUUUACAGCAAGUCAAAGAAGGUAGCCGGGAACUGGAUUGGCUCGCGAGACACAGAGUGGCGCUCGGAGUAGCUGCCGGACUGGAGUAUCUUCACAUGAGUCACACUCCUCGUAUAGUUCACAGGGAUUUAAAACCAGCCAACGUCCUUCUUGAUGAUGACAUGGAAGCUCGGAUAGCAGAUUUUGGGCUUGCGAAAUCAAUCCCAGAUGCCGAUACUCACAUGACGAGUUCAAAUGUCGCCGGAACUUUAGGAUACAUCGCGCCGGAGUAUCACCAGACUAUGAAAUUUACCGAUAAAUGUGAUAUCUACAGUUUUGGGAUAUUGUUGGCAGUUCUGGUGAUGGGGAAGCUUCCUUCGGAUGAGUUUUUUCAGCGAACAUCUGAGAUGAGUUUGGUGAAAUGGAUGAGAAAUGUGAUUACUUCUGAGGAUCCAAAACAAGCGAUUGAUUCGAAGCUUUUGGGGAAUGGUUAUGAGGAACAGAUGCUUCUUGUUCUUAAGAUUGCUUGCUUCUGUACCAUGGAUAAUCCGAAAGAAAGGCCCAACAGUAAAGAUGCCAGGUUGAUGUUGGCUCAGAUUAAUCAUUAA
Lactuca virosa is the source of this 993-nucleotide messenger RNA. The record is from the annotation of a GenBank genome assembly. NCBI's taxonomy places the organism in Eukaryota, Viridiplantae, Streptophyta, Magnoliopsida, Asterales, Asteraceae.